Molecule: messenger RNA, 111 nt
Organism: Haemonchus placei
Lineage: Eukaryota; Metazoa; Nematoda; Chromadorea; Rhabditida; Trichostrongylidae
Source: the annotation of a GenBank genome assembly
AUGUCGUUAAUCGCUUUCACUUAUGCUUUGCACUGCCAUAAGAGGUACACGAAGGCCAACAAACUCGCAAUCCGAUUAUUCUUGAUUAAUUUCUCUGAGCACCGAUUAUGA